Molecule: messenger RNA, 605 nt
Organism: Cynara cardunculus var. scolymus (artichoke)
Lineage: Eukaryota; Viridiplantae; Streptophyta; Magnoliopsida; Asterales; Asteraceae
Product: TMV resistance protein N-like
Exons: 2
Coding region: 47-448 (133 amino acids)
Biological process (GO): signal transduction; defense response
Source: RefSeq, a predicted model, not a curated record
GAACUACGCAUCUUCAUCUUGGUGCUUGGAUGAGCUUGUAAAGAUUAUGGAGUGCCGGAAGACAAGUGAGCAUACUGCUUACCCUGUCUUUUAUGAUGUGGAACCCACUGAAGUCCGCAAACAAAGUGGGGAAUUUGGAAAAGCCUUUGCCAAACAAGAAAAGGAAGAGGCUGCUGAAAAAUGGAGAGAUGCUCUAAAAGAAGCAAGCGCUCUGGCUGGGUGGGAGUUGAAGAACACUCUUGAUGGGCAUGAAGCUAAAUUUAUCCAAGAAAUUGUUCAAGAGAUCUCACUAAGGUUACGAUCCAUCAAUUACAGCUUUGAUCCAAAAUUAGUAGGCAUUGGGGCUCGAAUAAGGGAUGUUGUUUCAUCUUUAGAAACCGGUAUUGAUGAUGUUCGUAUGAUUGGAAUCCUUGAGGCAAAUGCAGGAUGUUUCAUUAAUCUUACAUAGGCUAAGGUUCUCAUUAAUCAACUACGACUCUUCAAUUUUUGUCAUUAAUUAAUAAAUGGACCUUGGAUCUUUCAGCUUGUAACAGAAUUGUUGAUAUGAUUCUGUUUGUUCCAUGUAUUCUUUAUCUAAGCAUCAUACUCUGCUCUAUGAGUAAUUA